AUGCAGGUCCUCGGCUCUCACGCGCGCAUGUGUUGGAAGCACAAGUGGCUGUUUCUGGCAGUGGGCCUGACUCUGUACAUCACGAUCUUCAUCAUGGUUUAUACUUUGACAGUUGCUAGUCGCCUCCCGCCGGGCAAGCCACUCAGUCUGGGUACCUGGCCGGCUCGACCUUCCUACAUCCCACAUCUGAAGAACCCGUGCUUCUUUCAGCAGAAGAUGAGGUUAGUCCAAUGUGUGCCCUACUUUCACGUGCUAGGGGUUGACAAAUGUGGCACCACGGACUUCCACUCUCGUCUGACGUCACACCCAGACGUCUUGGAGAAUAAUGGAGGUCUGGGGAAAGAGAUUUACUACUGGUGCUGGCUCCGAUACGGUUUGUGGAUGAUGGGCCAUAUGCUCAAACGAAGAUUCGGAGCAUACCUUGGCCUUUUCACCACCCCAACCAAAAAAAUUUCGGAUGAAUACAUGUGGAAGAAGCGACAGCUUAUCACAGGUGAUGGCACCCCUAUGGACUUCUGGGAUUUCCGUGGCUGGUACUUGGAUCCCCAGAAUGCUGGGCUUGAUGAGCCCAAGUUUCUGACUCCACACGCCAUGCGGCAUAUCUACCGCAAUCCAAAGUUUUUCAUCCUGCUCAGAGAUCCAGCAGAAAGACUCUACUCAGACUACAUGUUCUUGGGCUAUGGUCACUCGCCCCAACAGUUUGCCAGAGACGUUCCUCGAGCUAUUGGUAUGAUGAAGGCUUGUCUAGCAGUCAACUCCACGAGACAAUGUUUCUUCAGUGAUGACAUGUAUCACAAACUUCCAAUGCGAAUCCACAUCAGCUGUUACUCCGUCUUCCUGCGUGAGUGGCUGUCUGUGUUCAACAAGAAGCAUUUCUUCAUCAUACGUACCGAAGAUUAUCACGCAGACGUCGCGGGAACUUUGCUCGACGCUUACGAGUUCCUGGGUGUUGGCCGCCCUGCCAGCAGUACUUUUGAGGACGUCCUCAAACAGGGCAUCAAACACGAGACGCCGUCUAAGAAAAGGGCAGGAAAAAUGUUACCAGAGACCAGAGCCUUGUUAGAUGAAUUCUUUGCAAGGUUCAACAUAGAUUUAGCCCAACUUCUCCAAGACAGACGGUUUUUGUGGGGAACGUCUGAGUUCUCUGAUGGUUGAGACGAGCAGAUGUAUAUGAGAUACAACAGUCCGUGUUAUACCGAAGUUGCUUUCACGAUACAUUCCAAACCUUUAUUGAUCUCGUACAAUGCUGUUAGAGGCUGGUAAACUGUUGACUCAAUUGAGGAGGAAGCUGAAUUAUGCAAAAAGACUGCUAGACACUUUACAUAGUGUGUUGUGUAUGAAUUUCGGAGUAUUUU
This is a messenger RNA of Aplysia californica (California sea hare), 1355 nucleotides long. Its product is annotated as carbohydrate sulfotransferase 15-like. Gene Ontology annotation, biological process: hexose biosynthetic process. NCBI's taxonomy places the organism in Eukaryota, Metazoa, Mollusca, Gastropoda, Aplysiida, Aplysiidae. The record is from RefSeq and is a predicted model, not a curated record. The transcript is spliced from 8 exons. Gene Ontology annotation, molecular function: N-acetylgalactosamine 4-sulfate 6-O-sulfotransferase activity. The coding region runs from base 1 to 1155 and encodes 384 amino acids.